CACUUCGGUAGCAUUUUUUUUUCAAGAUGCAAUUACGCUAAUUUACUCCUUUUUUUUUAACAGUUUUUGCAUAAACUUUCAGCGGUUUGCAGCAUUUAUACGAAAAUAAUGUAAAUUUGUGUUCAGCUUAGAUAUUGUAGAAUUAUCUAUUCCAAAAUGGAAGGUGUGCCUUCGAUGGAUACGGUGAAAGAAGCUAUCUACACCUUAUACCACAAUCCGGAUUGCAAUGAGAAAAAUAAAGCUAAUCGGUGGUUAAUGGAUUUACAAAAUUCUGUACAUGCUUGGGAAAUAGCUGAUCAAUUACUAUUGCAGAAAAACUGCGAUGUAGACAUGUGUUAUUUCGGUGCCCAAAUGAUCAGAAACAAAAUAAUGUAUUCAUUUCACGAAUUACCUCAAGAUGCAAUCGUUUCCCUGCAUAGUUCCCUUAUGCAGCGUUUAAAUGAAAUCACCGAAGAAACAAAUAAUUUGAUUGUUACCCAGCUAUGUGUGGCAGUAGUUGAUCUGACUUUGCAAAUGAGUUCUUGGAAAAAUCCUAUUUAUACUUUUUUAAACAAAUACGAAGAAAUUCCUCAUAUGGUAUUAUUAGAAAUUUUGAAAGUCUUUCCCGAAGAAAUGGACACCGAAUUGAUAAGAUUAGGAUCAAACAGACGUACUGAAAUAUUCAACGAGCUUUGCGGUUGUUCGAAUCUACUCAACGAUUAUUUGAAAGUUGUAGUGGAAAGAGAUCAGUCUCCGGCUGCGUUAUUAAAAGCUCUUAAAUGUUAUGCUUCUUGGAUGUCCAUCGGAGUGCUGGAAUGUCAUCUUUUACCUAACGCUUUUGAUAUUUUAAGAGUACCACCGGACGAUACGUUCGAAAACGAAUCAAACAUGAAUUCUAAGUUACACGAUGCUGCUUCCGACGUGGUUUGUAAUUUUUUAAAAGGACUGAGAAGUUCUCAUCUCAACCAUAUACUAGAUCGUAAUUUAUUCAAUGAAAUAGCCGCCUUUGAAAAAGCUUACCAUAUUUCUGUCGCCAAAGAAUGUACAGAAAAGUCGAUGAAUUACUGUCGUAUAUUUUGCGAACUAGCAGAUGCAUUUAUUCCCGUUAUGACUGAAGAAACUAAACAAGGAAACCCUCAUUUUUCAAUUAAAACUCUCGAUUUAAUUUUAAUUUGCGUUGGUCACCACGAAUACGAAGUUGGCGAGAUCACGUUUCCAUUUUGGUUCGUGCUUUCGGAAGUAAUUUAUCAGAAAAAUGACGACAAUUUGACGGCUGAAUUUAAACCCUACAUUAAUAGACUAUUGACCGCGUUAUGCAGACAAGUUCAAAUAGAACCCGAUCACGAAGGUUUGCUCGAAGAUAACGACGAAUUCAAGUCGUUCCGCGCAAGAGUCUCCGAACUGGUCAAAGAUGUGAUAUUCAUCGUUGGUUCAACGCACACGUUCCGGCAGAUGUUCCAUUCGAUGCAGAGUUCACCGAAUCUAACGUGGGAUCAAAUCGAAGCUAAUUUGUUCAUUAUGCAAGCGGUGGCCAAAAACAUUCUUCCCGAUGAAAGCGAAGUUGUACCGCAGGCGGUCACUACUAUUUUUCAGCUUCCAGAAUCAACUCAUAUCGCUGUACGAUACACAGCUGUUCUGAUACUCGGCGAAUUAUGCGAGUGGUUUGAUAGAAAUCCGCAAUAUCUCGUUACUGCGUUAGAAUACUUGGCUAUGUCCUUGCAACAAAAUGAAGUCGCAGAUGCAGCAGCCACCGCGAUGAGUAGUAUUUGUUUCAUUGCUACGGUUCGAUUAAAAGAAUACUUCAAACCAUUACUGGAAAUUCUUAGAAAUUUGCAUUCUUUCAAUUUAACCAAUGAUUCGGCUAUUGCCAUUAUUAAAGGUGUCUCGAUGGUCAUGUCACGUUUGAGUAAUGAAGAAAUAACCAUGGUCAUGAAAGAAAGCUGUUGGUUGCAAGUGAAUCCCAUGAGACAACUUGUUGAGCAUUCUGGAACAAAUCAGAUAACUUCCAGAGGAACCAAUUUCGAUCCGGCGUAUUGGCUCGAUCGACUAGCAGCAGUAUUUCGUUACACGAAUCCAGAAACCAACGGUGUCAUGCACCCGUGCACUCCUGCUUUUUCCGAAAUCCAACCGGUUCUAUUCCAAGUAAUGGAUCACUACCAGAACGACCUUAGGACAAUGGAACGAUGCUGCAGAUGUUUACGUUUCGCGAUCAGAUCCGUCGGCAAAUCGGGCAAUUUCAUAUUAGAACCUUUAAUUCGAAAAUUGGUCGUAUUGUACGGUGCGAAGAAACACAGCUGUUUCAUGUACUUGGGAUCUGUAUUAGUGGACGAGUACGGAGAAGAUAUGAGUAAUUGGGAGAUAAUACUUAGUAUGGUUGAUGCAUUCAUCGAACCAACGUUGGCUCUGCUUCAGAAUCCUAGCGGGUUAAAAGACCAUCCUGACACAAUAGACGAUUUAUUUAGAUUAUGUUCGAGAGUAUUACAAAGGUUACCAGCUGCUUUUUUACGGUCUUCGUCGAUACUUCCUGUACUAGAAUGUGGCCUCGUAGCUGUAUCGUUAGAUCACAGAGAGGCUAAUUCAUCGGUCAUGAAAUUUUUCCACGAGAUAUUCGAUUCUCGCGCCAAUCAAUCUGCAUCAGCGUUAUCGAAAAAAGAAGCAGUUCAACAGAUUUUCGAGAAAAUAGGCGAAUCGUUGAUAAUGAAUUUGAUACACGCGAGUAUUUUCAUUUUACGAUCUAGUUUGAUUUACGAUGUCUCCGAAGUUAUCUUUGAUCUCAUACAGUUUAAUUCUAAGGUUGUGUUGAGUUGGAUGGAGUCCAGCAUACAGAAAUUACCUAAACACGAUUCUUCCGGUGGUCUUAUGGCGUCAAACGAACAAAUUCAAAUAUUUUUAAAUAAAUGUGAAAAAGCAAUAGACCCGAAGGAAGUAUCAAGAGCACUGAAACACUUUACGCACUAUUACAGAUAAUCAAUACGAUAUUUCGAUUACAUAUACUCGUCUCAACAGGUUCAAUUGCAAUACAUUAUGCCAGUGAUUCUUUUGGAGAAGAGCAUCGUAAGAAUUGAUCGAUUCCACUUUGCUUUUCCAACGUUCGGAAUCUUUUCCUUUGACUACUCCUUUGAAGGCAAAUACUUUAUGUUCUUCGAUAAUGUUGUCUUGAAGUAUGAUUCAAAGGAAUUGACAAAUUCGUGGGGAAAGAAUCGUUUGGAAUCAUCGUAAAAGAUUCCUGCACUUUGUAACGAUGCUGCAUCAAUAGGGAGGGUUUUGGUUUUGGGAGACGGGAUCGCAAAAUGAUUGCCUCGAUCGUGGGCUUUUCUCAAAUUUGCGAGUUCUACGGGAGUAGUUUGACAAAAAAUUAUUAUUCACCCCCCGAAAGGAGCAUAUUUUAUCAGUUAUAUAAUGUGUUUGUUUUUUUGUUUAGAAUUUGAUCACCAUGUAACUUAGAGUAAUUUCACAGAAUACCUACAAUUUUUUUUCUCGUGUUCGUACGGUCAUUUUUGUUUUUCGUUAAUAUACGCUUAUUAAUUUUACGCUGAUGAUUUUAGAUUUUAACGAUUUUAAUUUUUAAAAGUAUAUUUUGUGAAAAUGAACUAUUGAUGAACGAAUAUUUUAAUUUAUUGUAUAUGUUUUUGUACCUAAUGGACUAUCCCUUUCCCCUUCCAAAUGAAAUAAAUUGUACGUUAUUGUGA
Molecule: messenger RNA, 3668 nt
Organism: Planococcus citri (citrus mealybug)
Lineage: Eukaryota; Metazoa; Arthropoda; Insecta; Hemiptera; Pseudococcidae
Gene: Tnpo-SR
Product: transportin 3
Exons: 18
Coding region: 157-2946 (929 amino acids)
Biological process (GO): protein import into nucleus
Cellular component (GO): cytoplasm
Molecular function (GO): small GTPase binding
Source: RefSeq, a predicted model, not a curated record